CCCGGGCGCCAUUUCGCAUAGGUUUCGCCGCAAGUGUGCCUCCAAGUCGAUGAGGUGGAAGACGGGGAUGGGCUCACCGUGGUCCGAAGAGGACCGGGCGAUGGCGGUGGAAGUCCUCGGUGGUCGGGCCCUCGACUACCUCCUCGCAGCCAGCCAUGCCUCGUCCUCCGACCAGCUCGCCACCGUCGGCAGCGGCGUCCCCGACCUCCAGAUCAAGCUCCAGAACCUCGUCGAGGCCCGUGGCUCGCCGUGGGCCUGCGCCGUCUUCUGGCAGAUCUCCCGGUCCCGGUUCGGCGAGUUCGUCCUCGGAUGGGGUGACGGCCACUGCCGCGAGCUCGGCGGCCGCGCCGACGACGACGACCCCCGCGGCAGAACCACCCUCCAGCGGAUGCGGAAGCGUGUGCUCGAGAGGCUCCACGUGCUCUCCGGUGGCUCCGACGACGAGAACUACGCGCUCCGCCUCGACCAGGUGGCCGACCCCGAGAUGUACUUCCUGGCGUCCAUGUACUUCUCGUUCGCCCCCGGCGAGGGCGCGCCGGGGAGGUCUCUUCUCUCCCAGAAGCACCUCUGGAUCCCGGAGUCAGCGUUCGCGGGCGCCGAUUACUUUGUCCGGGCCUCUCUCGCCAGGACCGCCGGCUUCCGGACCGUCGUGCUCGUACCGUUCGACACCGGCGUGCUCGAGCUGGCCUCCAUGGAUUCCGUUUCGGAAAGCCCAGAUGAACUGCAGAGGAUCAAGGCCGUGUUCGUCCACGGCCUGAGCAAAGGGACAGCAGCAACGGCAUGCGACAUGGAAAGCGGCGGCGCCACUGCGUGUUCGACAUCGUGUUUUUGGUUCGGCGGCGACGCCUGGGAUCACACAAAGAUCUUCGGGAAGGAUUUGAACGCCGCGCCGGCACAGAUGAACAUGAAGGUCCCUACUUCCAUUGCCGAACAUCACCACGAGACGCCGCUCGGGGCCGGCGCCAACCUGCUCGGUUGGAAUCUAAACCACAACCUAGAGGAAGCGACGCCGGUUCACAGGGCGUAUCCGCAUCGCGGCAAUGGCGUCGUCAUGGAGGAAACCGUGAUGAGCCAAUUCCAGUCUCAGAAGCAGCACCAACACCAGCAACAGCAGCCGCGACCGCGUGCACAGCCGAAGCAGAUCGACUUCGGUGGCAGCAGUACUAGCUCCCGAGCAAUGCCGAUAGGUCGCUUGGAAUCGCUAGAAUUUGUGCUCUCAGAUGCCGAGGCGUCGCGCAACGGAGAGAAGCCGGGCACGACGGAGGAGAGGAGGCCGAGAAAGAGGGGCCGCAAGCCCGCAAACGGGAGAGAGGAGCCCCUCAACCAUGUGGAGGCCGAGCGGCAAAGGAGGGAGAAGCUCAACCAGCGGUUCUACGCACUAAGAUCCGUGGUGCCCAACAUCUCGAAGAUGGACAAGGCAUCCUUGCUCGGCGACGCCAUAUCGUACAUCACUGAGCUGCAGAGGAAGCUCAAGGAGAUGGAGGCGGAGAGGGAGAUGCUGGGUGAACCGGCAUCCAUGGAACAGAACAGCCGCACGCAUCCCCCCCAGAUCGAUGUGGACUCACUCCACGAUGAGCUACUCGUCCGAGUGAGCUGCCCAUUGGCCACGCAUCCCAUCGCAGGAGUCAUCCAAGCUUUCGGGGACUCACAAAUCGACGUGGUGGAUUCGAAGGUCGUCGUGAGUGAUGACAAGGUGACGCACACGUUCGUCGUCAGAUCGCCUGGUGCCGAGCAGUUGACAAAGGAGAAGCUGGUCGCCGCUAUGAGUCAUGAAGUUGGCACCAAAUCUCAAUCUACGAGCCUCUGACCUGAUGUUGGUGUGCUGCCAUUGUUGCAGUCUUUCCAUGACAACUGUCCAUUGCCAUCUGCAUGUAAGAUGAUGGAUUACCUAUUUUGUUCUUGGUCAUGGUUCUUUCUUCCGUAGAGUUCUGCCAGGUGCUAGAAUCUUCGUUUUCUUCAUUACAAAUGAACUGGGUUCAGACUAUAAAGAUCUACUGGUCCGAGGGCACAACUAGACUCCAUGACAAAG
Molecule: messenger RNA, 2029 nt
Organism: Musa acuminata subsp. malaccensis (wild Malaysian banana)
Lineage: Eukaryota; Viridiplantae; Streptophyta; Magnoliopsida; Zingiberales; Musaceae
Product: transcription factor MTB1-like
Biological process (GO): regulation of DNA-templated transcription
Cellular component (GO): nucleus
Molecular function (GO): DNA-binding transcription factor activity; transcription cis-regulatory region binding; protein dimerization activity
Source: RefSeq, a predicted model, not a curated record